Molecule: messenger RNA, 2001 nt
Organism: Gossypium raimondii (Peruvian cotton)
Lineage: Eukaryota; Viridiplantae; Streptophyta; Magnoliopsida; Malvales; Malvaceae
Product: vicilin GC72-A
Exons: 5
Coding region: 36-1853 (605 amino acids)
Source: RefSeq, a predicted model, not a curated record
AUCGUGCACUAAAAAAUACAGAGCUUAUAGUAAUCAUGGUGAGGAACAAGUCAGUUUUCGUAGUUUUGCUCUUUUCUCUUUUCCUUUCCUUUGGCUUGCUUUGCUCUGCCAAAGACUUCCCCGGCAGAAGAAGCGAGGAUGAUCCUCAACAGAGGUACGAGGACUGCCGGAAGCGAUGCCAAUUGGAGACACGUGGACAAACGGAGCAAGACAAGUGUGAAGACAGGUGUGAAACGCAGUUUAAGGAGGAGCAGCAGCGUGACGGAGAAGAUCCUCAGAGGAGAUACCAGGAUUGCCGACAACACUGCCAACAGGAAGAAAGAAGGCUGCGUCCACAUUGCGAACAAAGCUGCCGGGAACAAUACGAGAAACAGCAGCAGCAGCAGCCUGACAAGCGAUUCAAGGAGUGUCAACAGCGUUGCCAAUGGCAAGAGCAAAGGCCCGAACGGAAGCAACAAUGUGUGAAGGAAUGCAGGGAACAGUACCAAGAGGAUCCAUGGAAGGGAGAGAGAGAAAACAAGUGGAGAGAAGAAGAAGAAGAGGAAAGUGACGAAGGAGAGCAACAACAAAGGAACAACCCUUACUACUUCCAUCGCAGAUCGUUCCAAGAACGAUUCAGGGAAGAACAUGGCAAUUUCAGAGUCCUCCAGAGGUUUGCUGACAAACAUCAUUUACUUAGGGGCAUCAACGAGUUCCGCAUUGCCAUUUUAGAAGCAAACCCCAACACUUUCGUUCUCCCACACCAUUGUGACGCGGAGAAAAUUUACGUUGUCACUAACGGAAGAGGAACAAUUACGUUCGUGACACAUGAAAACAAAGAGUCAUACAAUGUAGUUCCUGGAGUUGUAGUAAGAAUUCCAGCAGGAAGCACUGUGUACUUGGCGAACCAAGACAACAGGGAAAAGCUAACCAUAGCAGUGCUCCACCGACCUGUCAAUAACCCUGGACAAUUCCAGAAAUUCUUCCCUGCUGGACAGGAAAAUCCUCAGUCAUACUUACGAAUCUUCAGCCGUGAAAUUCUUGAGGCUGUCUUCAAUACACGAAGUGAGCUGCUAGACGAGCUGUUUGGUGGGAGGCAAAGCCAUCGAAGGCAGCAGGGACAGGGAAUGUUCCGUAAAGCCAGCCAAGAACAAAUAAGGGCAUUGAGCCAAGGAGCUACUUCACCAAGGGGGAAAGGUAGCGAGGGAUACGCCUUCAACUUAUUGAGCCAAACCCCUCGCUACUCCAACCAAAACGGCCGCUUUUACGAGGCUUGCCCUCGUAAUUUCCAGCAGCAACUCCGAGAAGUGGAUUCCUCCGUUGUUGCCUUCGAAAUAAACAAAGGAUCGAUCUUCGUACCGCACUACAAUUCAAAGGCUACAUUCGUGGUCCUCGUCACCGAAGGAAACGGCCACGUCGAAAUGGUCUGCCCUCACCUUUCUAGGCAGAGCUCACACUGGUCCUCCCGAGAGGAAGAAGAACAAGAAGAACAAGAAGAUGAAAGGAGAAGUGGACAAUACAAGAGAGUGAGAGCCCAGUUAUCAACCGGUGACCUAUUUGUAGUCCCAGCAGGCCAUCCAGUCACAUUCGUUGCCUCCCAAAACGAGGACCUAGGAUUGCUCGGGUUCGGACUCUACAACGGCCAAGACAACAAGAGGAUCUUCGUGGCUGGGAAAACCAACAAUGUGAGACAAUGGGAUCGCCAGGCCAAGGAGCUGGCGUUUGGGGUGGAGUCAAGGUUGGUGGAUGAGGUAUUCAACAACAACCCGCAAGAAUCUUACUUCGUGUCUGGACAGAGUCGGCGUGGAUUUGAUGAGAGGAGGGGAAGUAAUAACCCCUUAUCGCCGUUCCUGGACUUUGCACGCUUGUUCUAAGUAGUAGUUUUGUAAGGCAUGUAAUGGUGGAAUAAAAUAAGGGUGGCCUAUGUAAAGAGGAAGAGCCUUGUUUUGUUGUGUGUUUUGGAGUCCUUUUGUUUCAAGGAAUAAAAUAAGAGGGAAAUCUUUACUUUUUCCUUUAACAUAA